This is a messenger RNA of Vicia faba (fava bean), 1287 nucleotides long. The record is from the annotation of a GenBank genome assembly. NCBI's taxonomy places the organism in Eukaryota, Viridiplantae, Streptophyta, Magnoliopsida, Fabales, Fabaceae.
AUGGGAACCUAUUUUUCAAAUCGGAGUCUCUUGGUUUUGGUUAUCAUCGGAAUUUACUUAGGAUUCGGCGCUGUUCAUUGCUACAACCGUCCACCGCCUCGUAAAACCGUAUAUGUUCCUCAGGACGACGAUGAUUCUGCACCACAACAGGUACAUAUAUAUCAAGUGGGCCAAAACAAGAUGGGAAUUUCUUGGAUUACAAACAAUCCAACUCCUGCAACAGUGAAGUAUGGUCCAUCUCCUUCAGCAGAUGCAUUUUCUGCCACUGGAACUACCUCUUCUUACCAUUAUACUGGUUAUCAAUCUGGUGAAAUUCACAAUGUUGUAAUUGGUUCACUCAACCCCAAUACUGUCUACUCCUACAAGUUAGGUGACUCCCCUAAAACAUACAAUUUCAAGACUACACCUAAUCAACUUCCAAUCAAGUUUGCAGUAAUAGGAGAUCUUGGACAGACAGAAGAUACAAGUUCAACAUUGGAUCAUAUAAGUAAAUCAAAUUACGACAUGUUAUUAUUACCCGGUGACUUAUCCUAUGCUGAUUUUAUACAACCUCUAUGGGACUCUUUUGGUCGUUUGGUUGAACCAUUAGCAAGCCAACGUCCAUGGAUGGUCACUCAAGGUAACCACGAAGUCGAGAAGAUUCCAAUCAUCCAUAGAACACCAUUCACAGCCUACAAUGCAAGGUGGAAAAUGCCGUUUGAAGAGAGUGGAUCAGACUCUAACCUUUACUACUCUUUCGAUGUUUCUGGUGUUCAUGUCAUAAUGUUGGGAUCUUACACCGAUUUUGACGAAGAUUCUUCACAGUAUAAAUGGCUUCAAGGGGAUUUACAGAAGAUAAAUAGGAAAAACACUCCUUGGAUAGUGGCGUUGAUUCAUGCUCCAUGGUAUAAUACUAAUGAAGCUCAUCAGGGUGAGGAUGAAUCUGUUGACAUGAAGGCUUCUAUGGAAGAUUUGCUCUAUCAUGCUCGCAUUGAUUUUGUUUUUGCAGGACAUGUUCAUGCCUACGAACGCUUUACUCGAGUUUAUAAAGAUAAAAGUGACAAUUGUGGUCCGGUGCAUAUUACCAUUGGAGACGGAGGAAAUCGUGAAGGAUUAGCCUCAAAGUACCAAGAUCCUAAGCCAGAUAUAUCAUUGUUCAGAGAGGCUAGCUUUGGACAUGGAUUAUUAGAAGUGUUUAAUGCAUCUCAUGCACUUUGGACAUGGCAUAAAAAUGAUAAUGAUGAGUCUGUUGUUAGUGAUUCUGUUUGGCUAACAAGUUUAUCCUCUAAUACCGCUUGUAAAGCGUGA